Molecule: messenger RNA, 1476 nt
Organism: Nestor notabilis (Kea)
Lineage: Eukaryota; Metazoa; Chordata; Aves; Psittaciformes; Psittacidae
Gene: ARSK
Product: arylsulfatase family, member K
Exons: 8
Source: RefSeq, a predicted model, not a curated record
GAUGGACGCCUGACAUUUUAUCCUGGAAAUCAGACUGUGGAUUUACCUUUCAUAAAUUUUAUGAAAAGAUACGGCACUGUCUUUCUCAAUGCCUAUACCAAUUCUCCAAUUUGUUGUCCUUCCCGUGCAGCGAUGUGGAGUGGUCUUUUCAUUCAUUUAACAGAGUCUUGGAAUAACUUCAAAGGUCUAGAGCCGGGUUAUGUAACAUGGAUGGAUCUCAUGGAGAAGAAUGGCUACUACACACAGAAGUAUGGGAAAUUGGACUAUACUUCUGGACAUCAUUCAGUAAGUAACCGUGUGGAAGCUUGGACUAGGGAUGUUGACUUCCUGCUCCGGCAAGAAGGGAGACCCAUGGUAAACCUGACUGGUGAUAGGAAGUAUGUAAGAGUGAUGGAAGCAGAUUGGCAGAAUACUGAUGAAGCAGUAAAUUGGAUAAAGAAAGAAGCCAUUAACCUUACUCAACCGUUUGUUCUUUACUUGGGGCUGAAUUUGCCACACCCAUAUCCAUCACCCUAUGCAGGAGAAAAUUUUGGAUCCUCUACAUUUUUAACAUCUCCCUAUUGGCUUGAAAAGGUAACUUAUGAAGCUAUUAAGAUACCCAAGUGGUCUUCUCUUUCAGACAUGCAUUCAGUAGACUAUUACUCAUCUUACACCAAGAAUUGCACAGGAGAGUUUACAAAGCAAGAAGUGAGAAAUAUUAGAGCAUUUUAUUAUGCUAUGUGUGCAGAGGCAGAUGCCAUGCUUGGUGAGGUUAUUUCAGCUCUGAGAGAUACUGGGCUUCUUAAAAAAACAAUCGUUAUAUUCACUGCAGAUCACGGAGAACUUGCUAUGGAACACCGGCAGUUCUAUAAAAUGAGCAUGUAUGAAGGAAGUUCCCAUGUUCCUCUUUUAGUUAUGGGGCCAGGCAUAAAAAACCAGCAGCAAAUAUCAAAUGUAGUAUCUCUCGUGGAUAUAUAUCCUACUAUGCUUGAUAUAGCAAGAAUUCCUGUCCCACAGAACCUCAGUGGAUAUUCUCUUAUACCACUGCUAUGUGGGAAGGCUGAGAACGGAGUGUCACCCAAAGGGCAUCGGCCCUCUUGGGUGUUGAGUGAGUUCCAUGGAUGCAAUGUAAAUUCUUCCAUGUACAUGCUUCGAACUGGCAAAUGGAAAUAUAUCACGUACUCAGAUGGCCAUUCAGUACUUCCACAGCUGUUUGAUCUUACUGCUGAUCCAGAUGAGCUAACAAACAUUGCCGUAAAAUUCCCAGCAAUGGUACGUUCCUUGGACAAAAUACUCCGCUCUAUAGUAAACUACCCGAAAGUUUCUUCUUCUGUUCAGGAGUAUAACAAAAGACAGUUUAUCAGCUGGAAGCAAAGUUUGGGUCACAAUUACUCAAAUGUUAUUGCCAACCUUAGGUGGCAUCAAGACUGGUUAAAGGAACCAAAAAAAUAUGAGAAUGCAAUUGACAAAUGGCUUAGUCAAAAACAUGAAGGCUAA